Messenger RNA from Alternaria incomplexa, 2106 nucleotides. RefSeq lists its product as uncharacterized. The transcript has a single exon. Lineage: Eukaryota; Fungi; Ascomycota; Dothideomycetes; Pleosporales; Pleosporaceae. The record is from RefSeq and is a predicted model, not a curated record. Bases 1 to 2106 code for a protein of 701 amino acids. Gene Ontology annotation, biological process: transcription initiation at RNA polymerase II promoter; positive regulation of transcription elongation by RNA polymerase II. Gene Ontology annotation, molecular function: TFIIF-class transcription factor complex binding; DNA binding; RNA polymerase II general transcription initiation factor activity. Gene Ontology annotation, cellular component: transcription factor TFIIF complex; nucleus.
AUGAACGGCAACAUGAACGGGAACCCGCCGCCCGCCAGCGCGCCCGCUGCGCCCGUCGCCGCCAAUGGCCAGCAGCCGCCUGUUCGUCGCCGUCGCCCACGUCCGCAGGCCGAUGUCCUGCGCAAGCCCCGCCGCCCACUACAGAACAUCACGAGGCCCAUGGUCUCGUUGUCGCAAAUGAACGAGGCCAAGAAGCCCGUCGCCGGGCCCGCAAGCGAUGGCACGCAGUCCAAAGACGCGUUGCGACAUGAGUUCAUUGCUCAAGGCGCCAGCAGCUUCCCACUUAUCGUGAGCCGCAAGGACUUGAAAGAGCUGCGACACCAUGUCAUGCGUCUGCAGAGCAAGACGCACGUGGACAUCACCGACGACAACCAGUUCAAGACGCCCAUCAAGCUCCACCGCCGAGAUCCCCGCGCGCCUCCAAGCGGUAUGGGCUCCACGUACGAAGAAGAAGACACGAAGGAGGACAUGGAAGAAAUGAAGGAGCGGGAGCGCAUCGAGCUGCAGAAGGAGGAGCGUCGCAAGGUUCGCGAGGAGAACCAAGCCAAGAUCGCCCCUACUGGCAUGAAGAAGCCUCCUGCCUUCCACAAGAAGACGGAGCAGAAGUACCGGCCCGAUGAUACUCCAGAGGCAAAGAAGCGACAACUUCUGCGAUACGAGGAGACGCUGCCAUGGCAUUUGGAGGACUUCGAGAACAAACAGACGUGGGUCGGCACCUACGAGUCGGAGCUGUCAGAAACACAUGUCAUGCUGUCGACCACCCGCCCCGGCGACCCCAAUACAGCAAUCCAGAUGGCCCCUAUGGAGCGCUGGUAUCGGUUCAACGUCAAGGGCAAGGUCAAGACUGGCGGCGAUGAUCUCGAUAAGAUUUUGGCCAAAGUUGAGAGAGGCGGCGGACCCAAGUUUUUCGCCGAACUCGAAGAGCGUCAGAAGCAGCGCGUCAACGCAGAGAACAAUGCGAAGAUGUGGAGCGGAGUCCGUACCCGUGUCGGCGGCGGCGCAGACGACGAAGGCAGGAUCAAGCGCGAGCGCCCCGACGACGACGCAACCGGAUUUGUUAAGCGCGAAGCUGACGCGGACGAUAUCGACUUUAACCUUGAGGAAGACUUUGCCGACGACGAAGAGGGUCUGAAUGGUCUCUUUGAAGGUGAAGAGCAGGAUGUCAAAGAAGCCGCAGAAAAGCUCAAGCGAGACCAACUGCAGGCUGCUCUGUGGGAUCGACCCGAUGAAUUGGCCAUUGCGAUCAAGGAAGAACAAGAGCGGAAGGAGGCUGAGGAGAGGAGGAUCCAGGAAAAGGGCACCCGAAAAGCCCUAGUCAAACGCGAAAAGCAAUAUGACUACCUUGACAGCGAUCCAGAGAACCCGUACAUCACCGAAAGUGAGUCCGACACCGACUCCGAGACGGAGCGUCAACAAGCCAAGGAAGAGGCAGAGAAGAAGGCAGCCGAGCAGAACGGCAAGGCACCGGAAGCUGGUAACGUCCCCUCUGGUGCAUCUACCAAGGGCACCAAUACCCCCUCGGGGAACCACAAGUCUGGCGAGAGCAAGAGCAAGAAGAGGCCAGGCUCACCCAACCUCUCAGAAGCUAGCGGCAACGAGUCCUCGCGCAAGAAGCAUAAGAAGAAGCAUGACAAGCUGGCUGAUGGAUCCCGGAAGUCGUCCCUUGCUAAUCUUAAGGGCGCAGGGUCUGGUAGCGACAGCGAGAUGACUGACGCCGGCAAGAAGCGGAAGAAGGACAAGAAGGACAAAAACCGCAUCAUGAUUGGCGCUUCUCCGAGCGGCACUCCUGGUGCUAGCCGUGCAGGCAGUCCUACAGCCAGCGGCAGCCGCGCAGGUAGUCCCUCUGCAGCCCCAUCACGGCCUUCCCUACCAUCUGCCAAGGAGAUCUACGAAUCGUUGCCACCCCAAGGCAUGAACAUUCAGAAUCUCAUUGUCAAGUUCAAGGGUCGUGUUGACAAGACCAACACGCAGGUCUUCAUCAAGCUCGUCAAGGCGGUGUCUAGCUUCGACAAGGCCAAGAGCUGGCUUACCCCUCUGGAGAAGAUGCCCUCCGAAGAGCACAUUAAUGCGUUCAUGAAUGCGUCAAACGCACCGAAACCUGCGUAG